Molecule: messenger RNA, 1572 nt
Organism: Aureococcus anophagefferens
Lineage: Eukaryota; Pelagophyceae; Pelagomonadales; Pelagomonadaceae
Exons: 19
Coding region: 49-1572 (507 amino acids)
Molecular function (GO): protein binding
Source: RefSeq, a predicted model, not a curated record
AGAGAUUUCUCCCUGUACGAAAAAUGAAGAUGGCCAACUAAUCUAACAAUGGGUGAAGAUCGACGUUGGAGUCAGGUCAAUAGUAGUGGUUCGUCGCCGUCACCACGGUCUGGUGCGGCCUCGGUGAUCGUCGAUGCUCACAUGUACAUCUUUGGCGGUUACGGCGGUGGGGGGCGCCUUGACGACUUUCAUUGUUUCGAUCUUGACAAUACGAGGUGGAGCUGCGUAGAACCAUCGAGCGGACUCACACCAGGAAUGCGAGAAAAUAAUGGCCUUAUUGAAUUCCGAGGAAAAUUGUACUUAUUUGGUGGCUACAAUGGCCAGCAAUGGCUCAACGAUCUUUUCAGCUUUGAUUUGUUUACAAAGGAAUGGCAUAAUGUUGAUCAGUCCGGUCAACCACCGGCCUCGCGCUUUGGGUAUGUUUCAGUAGUACAUAACAACUUCUUUGUGGUGUUUGGGGGUUACGAUGGUUCGACUUGGCUAAAUGACAUGCACCAAUAUGAUUUUGAGACUUGGACCUGGUGUGCUGUCCAAGCCACUGGCCAGAUUCCGUCGAUUAGAUCUUGUCCCUCUUGGUGCAAAGAGGGUGACUCUGUGUUUGUUUUUGGAGGCUAUGAUGGUGUUCAGCGCAUGAACGACCUUUUUGAGUGCAACCUUGAGACACACACGUGGCGCCAACUAACCUGCGGCGGUGCUGUUCCGAGCCCGCGCUACUUCCAUGCCUGUGCGAUCUACGGUGGGCGCAUGGUGACGUUUGGUGGUUACAAUGGCGCAGAGCGCCUCAACGACAUGCACGAAUACUCAUUUGCGACGUCACUCUGGACAAAGCUAGAUGUAUCCGAGGGUUCCAUCCGGCCGUUCUUCUCUCAUUUCUCAAGUUUACGGGAACUCACUUUUUAUCUUCGGCGGUGCGACACCACAGGAUAUAAUGGUGCGAAUGUCCUCAACGAUUUCUACGAAUUCCGGUACACCUUGCCGCCCGCUCUGAGCACUUUUGCGCAAUGUUGUACGGUGGAAUGCGUGAAAACAUAUCACCGCGAUGGCGCUUUGUCCAUCGCGAUUCCACUUAUGGUCGUUUCUGAGCAAUAUCUUCUCGGUCGGUUGAAAAGCCUAUGCCAGGAUCAGAUUCGGAAGUCUAUUUCAGUCGAAAAUGUGGUUUCUAUUUUCCUUGCGGCAAAACGCCAUUCAGCUGAAAUCCUUAAGGAUAUCUGUCUCGCUUAUAUCCUGGAGCAUUUGGAGGCUGUAAAGCUCGAGCGUGGAUUCCAAGAGCUGAAACAGGAGCCGGAUCUUCUCAUGGAGAUUAUCCUUUCUCAGUCCUCCGUCGACCGCGCGCGCGCAGGUCGACCACCGGACGGAAAUCGUGGCAAAAUUAAUAGCGCGCUAGUCGUAUCGAUUGAGGGAUUUCAAGGGUGUGGGGUCGCCGGUUCGGGUCGGAAGUCGUAUUUAAAUGUUCAACAAAACGCUUACUUGAAGGGAAGUAUCACCCCAGAUUUUGUUGACUACGGUAGCAGGAUAAGCACAGUGGGUGAGAGGGGAAGCUCAGUGUGCUACCUUACGGUAGCUCAGUCAUAA